GCGCUUUCGACAUGUCUGGUCGCGGCAAGGGUGGGAAGGGCCUAGGUAAGGGUGGCGCCAAGCGUCACCGCAAGGUGUUGCGCGACAAUAUCCAAGGAAUCACCAAGCCAGCCAUCCGGCGCCUGGCUCGCCGCGGCGGCGUCAAGCGUAUUUCUGGCCUCAUCUAUGAGGAGACUCGUGGAGUGCUGAAGGUUUUUCUGGAAAAUGUAAUCCGCGAUGCUGUCACCUACACGGAGCACGCCAAACGCAAGACGGUCACAGCCAUGGACGUGGUGUACGCGCUCAAACGCCAGGGACGCACUCUGUAUGGCUUCGGCGGCUGAGCUUAGCUCCACAGUUUGCUAUUGCAAAACCAACGGCCCUUUUCAGGGCCACCUAUCCACUCAG
Molecule: messenger RNA, 387 nt
Organism: Mandrillus leucophaeus (drill)
Lineage: Eukaryota; Metazoa; Chordata; Mammalia; Primates; Cercopithecidae
Product: histone H4
Exons: 1
Coding region: 12-323 (103 amino acids)
Biological process (GO): nucleosome assembly
Cellular component (GO): nucleosome
Molecular function (GO): structural constituent of chromatin; DNA binding; protein heterodimerization activity
Source: RefSeq, a predicted model, not a curated record